AUGGUACCAAUCAGCUUGAAAACUGAGAUGCUGAAUAAGCUACAUGAAGCCCACAUGGGCAUCGUGAAAACACAGACACGAGCACGAGAAAUUCUAUUUUGGCCAAAAAUGAACGAGGAUAUUGAUAACUUUAUUGGACAAUGUGCAGUGUGUAACAAGUACAGGAACUCUAACAGCAAGGAAACAUUGACUCCACAGGAGAUACCUUCGCGUCCUUGGGCCAAAAUGGCAGCAGAUAUGUUUCAGUUCAAAGGUUCGGAAUACCUUCUGUGUGUCGAUUACUAUUCCAAUUAUCCUGAAAUAGUCCGAAUGCCUACAACAUCCAGUUCACAAACAAUCACUGCGUUUAAAUCUGUGUCUGUUCGUCAUGGCAUUCCAACAGAACUAUUCACGGACAAAGGACCUCAGUUCUCGAGUUACGCAUUCAAGAAGUUCGCAACAGAUUGGGAUUUCAUUCACACAACCUCAAGUCCAAGAUACCCACAAUCAAAUGGACAGGCGGAUCUUGUCUUAAUCUUUUCAGCAAUGGAAAAGACCCUAAAAAAGGGAGAUGUAAUGUUGUCACAUUUGUGUAUUGUAAAUGAUAUAAGCACUGCAAGUUUUAUGUAUAUUAUAAGCGGCCUAUGA
This is a messenger RNA of Saccostrea echinata, 627 nucleotides long. RefSeq lists its product as uncharacterized. Gene Ontology annotation, molecular function: nucleic acid binding. Bases 1 to 627 code for a protein of 208 amino acids. NCBI's taxonomy places the organism in Eukaryota, Metazoa, Mollusca, Bivalvia, Ostreida, Ostreidae. Gene Ontology annotation, biological process: DNA integration. The transcript has a single exon. The record is from RefSeq and is a predicted model, not a curated record.